ACAUGCACUUGGGCGGAAGAUGGUUCUACCUCUUCUUGACUCCUUUAUUCCUUAGGCUUUUUAGGAUGGAGAUUGAGGUUAAGGAAUGAGCCGUAGAAACAUAGAGAUGUCGUAAGCUUGUGUGGUGACGGAAGCAUUGGGAACAUUUCACCUAAUGCUCUCUACUCAAGGGGUGGAUAGCUUAAACAUCGUGGAACCUCUGUUUGUUUCGGCCGAGUUUCCGGAGGAUAUUAAUUAUGAACGGAUUCUGUGGCGCGACAGUUUAAUUCUCCGGCGGCGACUGAUUGUGGCGGAGAGAUGGUUCUGGCGGGGCUCAUCAGGAAGCUCGGCCAUCAGCUGGCGGAGAUCAGGGAACGCGCCCUCAAAAGUAUCCUGUGCAAGAUUGAGCACAACUUGAUCUGCUAUGCUGACUUGAUUCAGGAAAGGUUGCUUUUUCUCCAUUUGCUCGAAUGGUUCAAUUUCCCAUCUGUCCCAAUGAAAGAGGAGGUUCUGAACUUGUUAAGCAGAUUGGUUAAGUAUUCUCCAGCCGUCCAACACUUGAUUGACCUUGGUGCAGUAGAGUUUUUAUCUAAGCUCCGUCCAAAUGUGGAGCCAGUAAUACAGGCUGAGAUUGAUGGCAUUCUCGAUGGACUUUUCAUUCUUCCUUCAGAAGUUCCUGCACUGUGUUCUUCCAGUUACCACACUGAUCAAAUUGAAUUGUCACAACAACCUGAAGUCUUAACAGGAUAUUUUCCCCAAGACAAAAGUAAUUUCCAGCAGAUGGAAGUACCACCAGGGCCAGCGGGAAACCAGGCUGUGAAGUGGCUGAGGUUCUCUGUGUUUCCUUGGCUACCCCUGACCACAACAGACAGACAUGUUCUCUCUUCCAAUGAAAGCUCUUUGAGAAGUAGUAACCACACUCUGAUCUGGAACACCUGUGAGCUUCUGAAGGACGUGAUCAUGCAAGACUUUCCUGCUGAGAUUUUUCUUCAGAGGCCAAAGAUUGUUCAGGGCCUUUUGUGUCUGGUGAAGCUGGCCUUCGGAGGAGAUGGGAAGCAUCGUCUAGCAUUACAGUCAGUGUCCUGUUUGCAGCAGCUGUGCACAAGCUUAAGAAACAGACUCAACUUUUACAGAGACCCCAACUUUUUCUCCAGUAGACAAGACACAGUCUCCCAGAAUUCUUCUUUGUCUUACUGUCAUGAAGCAAGAGGUCCUUACCAUUCCCCAAACCCAUCCCCGGGAAGCAGUAGCUCUCGGCCUUCUGUGGUUGGGCGCACAGGCCAGCGACCCCGAGGAGAUGGUCAGGACUGGGAUGCAGUGUCUUCCAGUGGAAGUAGUAGUCACACGCAUGUGAACUCUAGGAUAUCUGUGCAUUCUCCUUUGGACGUGGCACCCGUGGAUCUGCCGGAGCUGGAAGCAGAGGACACACUGGAGCUGCAGUUCCAACAGCUUAGUCUUCCUCAGUUCUGCAUCUCCACCCUGGAGGCAGCAGCUCCUCUGCUGAGAACAGGCAAGCACUCACCCCUAAAACUACAUCUCUCAGCAGUUGAUAAACUUGUCAAGAUAUUUGAUGAAGCAGCAGAGAAAUGAUAAUAAGAGUUCUGGAACUGCUUGCAGAGGACAUGCUGCUCAUUGGACAAGCAAUUUCAUCAGAAAUCUGGGAUGAUAACAGCCUUUUUGCUAUCAAUGUGAAAGAGAAACUGCUCCAAGUGUUGGGGUCCCUUGGAGAAACCAUGUGCUACCGUAAAACCAGUUUUAGCAUGGAGCAAGCCGAGGCUGUACUCGUGCACCACAGAAUGGCCUUUGUCAGCAUCUCACUGUUCACAGUUCGACUGUUGCAACUUCUUCUCCCUGUUGAAAAGGCGAGUGAGUUUUUGCCAGAGUCCAUGUCAGCAGCAUUAUUUUUUGUCUCCUUGGACAUGCCUAUUUCUUUGGAAUAUCCAGAGAUUCAUGACACAGUUGUGGCUUAUUUGGAACAGCUGGAUUCUGAAAAUUACAGCAUUUAUAAGCGAACUGCAGAGGCUGUUUAUUCAAUUGAAUGCACCUGUAACUUCCUAUCUGAUGUGGGGAAAGAGGGAGAAAAGAAUCUUCUAGAAUUAGUGGAGCUGGCAGACCAAGCCUUGCGUAGCUUUUCCUAUCAUCAGCAUUCUCCCCUAAUAAAGGAAAUCAUCUGCAUCUGUUCAAAGAUCUGGAAAUCUGCACAGGCUAGUCCAUUACUCCAGGGAGAGAGUCAGAAGGUGUUUCUCCAUAUGCUGUCUCACCCAUUGCCACAGGUGAAGGUGGAGACUUACCAGUGCUGCCUGGAGAUUGUAAAGGAAUGUUUAGGUGUCCAAAAUGUCACUAAACCUGUGUCUUCACUUUGUAGUGGAAUUCAUUUUCUGCUUCAUCCAAAAGUUCUGUAUGAAAUCUCUGCAUUUGGUAUUCAAGAAUCCAAAAAUGAGGUGAAUGCUGCUGCCAAGGCCAUUCUGCUGUAUCUGCUUCAGGGACGAUUGAUGAUGACAGCUCUGACCUGGAACAAGUUUAUCGAAUCUCUCGCUCCUGUCAUUCCAGUGCUACAGGGCUACGCUGAUACAGAAGAUCCCUUAGGCAACUGCAUUCUCCUUCUAAGCAAAGUGAGCUCUGAGGCAGGAGAAGGCGCUCUCCCCUGCACUGCCCGGCUGAAGUCUGUGCUACGGCUUUUGCUAGUAAAAAAACCUUCGGUUCGUUCACUAGCAUUAAAACUUUUAGCAUUUCAUCUUACCAGUGAAGAAGGGGCUGAUAAAAAGCGCCCGUUCAUAGAUGCUGGCGUUCUCUCCAGAGUUACUAAUCUGUUUAUUGUGAAAAAACCUAUUGACCUUAAGUUGGAUGACAGAAGAGAACUAGUUAUUAAGUUGGAGACUGUUAAAAAGGUGUGUGACAUAUUCACCUCAGACGAUGUUGAUCUUGUUUUAAGAAAGUCAGCUGCAGAGCAACUAGCUGUGAUAAUGCAAGAUAUUAAAAUGCAUACAGUGGUGAAAAAGUUAUGCUUAGUUGAGAAGAUUAUUGGACAUUUAAAUGAAUUUGUGGGUCAAGAUGGUGAGGUUAUAGAAUGCUUGAUUCAGCCAUGCCUCACACUCCUGAGGAAGGUUUUGUACGCUGACCCGGUUAUCCGUGUUUCCUUGUCACAGCAGGCCUCUCUCUUGACCCUAUUACUCAGAGUUUCCUUGAUAUUUCAUGAAGAUUGUACUGUGGUGGCUGAAGUCGGGGCAUUGUUUUGUCUUCUAUUGUUCGAUGAAGUAUCAAGAAUGGAUACAUGGUCUGAUACUCUUUCUGAUAAGCCUUCUUUGUCAUCAGUCUUCAGUUUGCCGGUUUCAGUCUUUAGAAGGUAUCAUCUACCAGUUCAUGUGACUGGCCACCAUGCUGUGAGUCCUUACUCAAUAGUUUUGCCAUUACCUACUGAAUGUUUGACCCUGAAGCCGGUGUCAGAUAUGCUGAGAAUAGCUUGGAACCUGGCAUGGUAUCAUGGGAGUGAUAAUCUAUUGAAACAAAUGACCUCUGAAGCUAAAAUUCAGGAAUUUUUAGAUACACUGCAGCUGUCCACAGAAGAUAUCCUUGCACUGAAGAUCACAUACACGGAUAGUGGGUUGAAGGACUGCCUUCAGUCCAUCAUUCAGGCUGGAGGCCACAGGGAUGUGAGGGCUGCUAUCACCAGGAUGAGUUUUUAUCUUUUGAAUGACAAACUGUCUUUGAAGGAUGAUAUUGGUCCAUGUGGCGUUACUUUAAAAUCCUUGGCUUGGCACACUGUGCUGAACAGGUUUUUACAAGUACUUCCUGCUUGCACUGAAGAUGAGAAACUGCUAAUAGAUAUCAUACAUUUUUUGAAUAAGUUAAUAAAGGAACAAAGAAAAAACCCAUCAAUUGAACUUUUAAACUGGAUUCUGGAAUUACUUCUUAGGCAUAAUCCAAGUCCACUACUAGACCUGCUGGUUCUGACAGAUUCACAUGCAGGAGAAGAAACAGAUGACGUCCGGACUGCUGUCAGACAGCAACUCCAGAAAGAACUGAUCAGUCUUCUCAAUUCCUUGUUACUGGUUUUUAUGACAGUCUCUGACAGGAAAUGCUUGGAACUGUUUUACGUUUUCCAAACACAGCUGUCUCUGAAGCUACUCCAGUGCCUCAGAGUCACAGAUGCUCCCCAUUUCUAUGGCUUACCUUCAUUGGAGAGGACCUUAGCAGGGAUGGCUCACCUCACUGCCUUCCCUGGGUGGAGUGCACACUCUCCUCUUUCAAAGCCACUUGAGAUUUGUGGGAAGUACUUGUCCGGUCUCCUGGAGGUCAUUACUUCCUUUUAUGUUGAACGGGGAGGAAAUGCUAUGUCCUUCAUGGGGAAAGGCGUUACAAAGAGCACAGGUCUUUGCUUACUUCACUUAUCCCAUGAGAUGAUAGUCCAGGCACCAGGCUCGGAGUGGAUGCCGCUUUGGUUCUUGCCUUUGGGUAGUCACAGUGAAGAACAUGCCCCUACUCAGCAAGGAUUGGCCUGGCUAAUUCCCUUAUGGGUUGAUAGAGACCCAGAGGUGAGAUUCACUUCACUGGGGUUGGGAUCAGCACUGACUACUAUUGAAGCUGGCUGUGUGGCCUUGGCAAACAGUUGUCAGAAUAUUUCUGGUGGGCUCUGGGGAACCGUGGUGAACAUUCUUCUGGAUCAAUCAGAAUGCAGUCUGGUGCGCCGGGAGGCUGCAUUUAUUCUUCAGAAUCUCCUUGUAAUUCCAAUGCCUUCAGAAAUUAUAAAGGAUUAUACUUGGCAGGGCCCCUGUGUCCAUGAUGAGGAUUCUGGCCUGUCACUUUCAGGAAAACCUGCCCUUCAGGCUCUUUUAUAUCACUGUCGUUUCUAUGAACAUUUGACUCACAUGGUGAAACAUUGUUAUGUAGGAAGAUAUAUCUUUGAUUUUAAUUUUUCUGCUUUUACUGAAACUUCAGAAUACAGUGAUUUAAAUGGUUUAGACGACUCAUUCAAGUUUUGGAGGGCCCCUUCUGGGACAUCUACUCAGGAUCAUGAGCCAAGCUCUCUUUCCACCUCAGAAACAAUGGUGGCUGCCUCGGUGGUCAGUUCUGAGAUUCAGCCCCUGCUGCCGUCAACACUUCUUCCUGAAACUGCCCUUGACCAGUUUGUGACGCAAGGUCAACGUGAAAUGAGACCAGUGCGACCUCGUGACUCAUUGCUGUCUACUUCCCUGAACAGGCAGUAUGUGUUUGUUACUCCGUCUCUGCUGUCAGCAGUCUGUAGCCUUUUAGACAACCUCUUGGCAGUUACUCCAAGAGAUGCUGCAAAUGCUUUUCAACAAGCUCAUCUCAUAGAACUCCUCUGUAGCACGGUGGAUGCUUCCCUCAUAGAAAUGUGCAUCCAAGAACUCAAGACCCCACUGCCUUUACCAUCUGCUGUUGAACAUAUUCAGGCUCAGGCUUCCUUUUUCUUGGAAUACCUAUCCUCUUUGUCCCAGCUCUUGAAGUCCUGUCUGUUGGUAGAGCCUAAACUUGUGACACAAGAUGAGCUCUUGAAACCUCUUAUCACUAAUGUCAUCCGAGUUCUCAUUGUGUGUCCCAAAGAUGUAUUAGAUGUACAGUUAGUGUUGGCUUUUUACCGCACAUGGACGCAUUUAUUUGACCUUCUGGCCACACUACUGAGGAAAGCUGGUGCUGUCUCCCUUGUUCCUCUUACCUCAGCUCUUGCCAAGCAUUGGGAGGCAGUGACUGAUACACUGUGUAGAUGUGUGGGCCUCUCAUUCAAGUGCCCUGCCCUGACUAUUGCCAGCCUCCAGUUCCUGUCUGUUCUCUUGGCUGAGGAAGAAAAGAGGCGUGUCCAGGACAAGGACAAAACAAAUGAGGGCCAGGCCCCAACAGUGGCCUUACUUCUUGAUGGAACUCAGGGAAGCCUUAGCUCUUCAGAGCGACUUAAUGAAACAAUUCUUCAGUGCUAUGAAGGAAUAUCCCCCAAAGAUGUCCUGAAAAGAGUUGCUGCAAAUGCCCUGUUGUCACUUCUGGCUGUUAGCAGAAGAGCGCAGAGGCAUGCUUUGAGAUCUGAUCUCAUAGAAAACUGUAUGGAGCAGAUGAAGCACAUCAAUGCACAACUGAACUUAGAUUUGCUGAGACCUGGGAAAGCAGUACUGAAAAAAAAGGAGGAUGGCUUCAUUAAAGAAUUAAGCAUCACCAUGCAGCUCCUAAGAAACUGCCUUUAUCAAAAUGAAGAAUGUAAAGUGGCAGCUCUUGAAGCACGUCUUGUGCCUGUAUUGCACUCUCUCUGGCCUUGGCUUUUGAUGGAAGAUUCAUUGAUGCAAAUUGCCUUGCAGUUGCUUUGUGUCUAUACUGCAAAUUUUCCAGCUGGCUGCAGUUCCCUUUGUUGGUCAAAUUAUGGACAGUGUAUUCAAACUGCACACAGAGGCACCCCCAGUAGCUCCCUGAUACUGUGUAUCCUGAAACUGGCUUCUCAGAUGCCUGCAGAGAACACCACCAUUCAGCAGUUGGUUUUUAUGUUUCUUUCAAACUUGGCCUUAUCUCAUGACUGCAAGGGAGUAAUUCAAAAGAGCAACUUUCUACAGCACUUCUUGUCCCUGACAUUGCCUAAAGGAGGAAACCAACAUCUCAGCACUGUGGCCAUUCUGUGGUUGAAGUUGCUCCUGAAUAUGUCAUUUGGAGAAGAUGGACAGCAAAUGAUCCUGAGGCUAGAUGGCUGCUUAGACUUACUCAUAGAGAUGAGCAAGUACAAGCACAAGAGCAGCCCUCACAUGCCUCUGCUGAUCUUUCAUAACAUUUGCUUCAGUCCUGCUAAUAAGCCUAAAAUCCUGGCUAAUGAAAAAGUUGUUACUCUUCUGGCUGCCUGUUUAGAAAGUGAGAAUCAAACUGCCCAGAGGAUUGGAGCAGCUUCACUUUGGGCUCUAACUUACAAUUACCAAAAGGCAAAAGCAACUUUGAAAAAUCCAUCAAUAAAAAGAAAAGUAGAUGAAGCAUAUUCCAUAGCAAAGAGAACUCUCUCAAACUCAGAAGAAAACCCUCUGAAUUCCUACUAUUUGAAAUGCCUUGAAAAUCUAGUACAACUGCUUAACUAUUCCUGACCCAUGAAAUACUCUACUCCAAACCUGACCGCCGUCCACAGGAGAUCUGGAUCAGCUUUGUAUAGCAGCUGCUCCCUGAAUAAUGCUAACUCUGCAGUAUCAGUGCCUGCCUUCCCUGUGAGACAGCAGCCGCCAAACUGAAAGGAGUAGAACUGGUGACUUCUCAGGCUGUUUGUUCCUGGCAGUCUUCCAGAAGUGAAGACUCGCUGACCCAAGAUGCUGCAAAGACAGAAUUCUGACAAUAUAAACAUUUUUAUACUUUUCUAUGCAAUGUAUUUUGUAAAAAUAUCUAUUUCAUAGUUAUUUAAUAAAUAAUAUUUUUAGAAACUAUA
Messenger RNA from Mus musculus (house mouse), 7375 nucleotides. It is a transcript of the gene Rttn, whose product is annotated as rotatin. Gene Ontology annotation, cellular component: ciliary basal body; centriole; centrosome. Gene Ontology annotation, biological process: cilium organization. The transcript is spliced from 50 exons. The record is from RefSeq and is a predicted model, not a curated record. Bases 1566 to 7043 code for a protein of 1825 amino acids. Lineage: Eukaryota; Metazoa; Chordata; Mammalia; Rodentia; Muridae.